AAUGAUGAGCUCACUUUGGAUAAUAUCAGCAGACCGAGGUUGGUGAAUAUGUGCAAAUAUAUGGGUAUCAACCCCUUUGGAACUGAUGCAUAUUUGCGAUUCAUGCUUCGAAAGAGGCUUCAAAAGAUCAAGAAUGAUGACAAGAUGAUUAAAGCAGAGGGCGUAGAGUCCCUUUCGGAGGAUGAGCUCCGUCAAGCCUGUCGAGAACGAGGUUUACUUGGAUUACUUUCAGUAGAAGAAAUGCGGCAGCAGUUGCGAGAUUGGCUGGACUUAUCGCUCAACCAUUCAGUACCAUCUUCUUUGUUAAUCCUUUCUAGAGCCUUCACAGUAUCAGGCAAAGUAAAACCAGAGGAAGCUGUUCAAGCUACACUUUCAUCACUGCCAGAUGAAGUGGUGGACACUGUUCAAGUUACAUCAAUGCCAUCUGAAGAUUCUCUUGCUGAAAGGAAGAGAAAGCUUGAGUUCUUAGAAAUGGAAGAAGAGCUCAUCAAGGAAGAGGAAGAGGAAGAAGAAGAAGAGCAGGCUAAGAUGAAAGAAAAGCAGAAGGAUGUAGCUUUGGAAGAGAUGACUCUUGCAACAGCUAAAGAAGCAGAAGAACUAAAGAAAACCAAAACUUUGGAUCAACAAGAGCAGCUUUGUGAGCUUAGUCGUGCAUUGGCUGUUUUAGCAUCGGCUUCGUCUGUAAGCCUGGAGCGUCAUGAGUUUUUGAGACUUGUCAAGAAAGAGAUAGAGUUGUACAAUAGCAUGGUGGAUAAAGGGGGCCCUGAAGGUGAAGAAGAAGCCCGAAAGGCAUAUAAAGCUGCUAGGGAGGAAGACACUGACCACAAUAAAGAACGGACUGUGGACGAUAAAGUUUCAUCAGCACUUAUUAACAGGGUUGAUGUAAUGCUCCAAAAACUUGAAAAGGAAAUUGAUGAUGUAGAUGCCAAGAUUGGUAAUCGUUGGCGGUUACUGGAUAGGGAUUAUGAUGGGAAAGUCACUCCAGAGGAGGUGGCAUCUGCUGCUGCAUACCUCAAGGAUACAUUGGCUAAGGAGGGCAUUCAGGAGCUCAUAGCCAACCUUUCCAAGGACAGAGAAGGGAAAAUCCUCGUCCAAGAUCUGGUGAAGUUAGCCAGUGAAAUAGAAGAUGCUGAAGAGGAAACAACCGAAGAGGAAAAGGCUCAAAAGUAAGACCAAUACAACAGUAAUUUUGAUCCAUUUUAGUGCUAUUCAUUUAGUCUCCAACCUUUCACUUUAUACUAAUGUGGGUGCUUGUAGUUGAAUUUGGGUGAUUGAUAAUGCAGUUCAGAUCCAAUUCACAAAAACUAAAAUGUGUAUGGAUAUGACUGUGUCAACACUUAAAUAUCUCCCUCUUACACCCCCCCCCCCCCCCCCCCCCCCAAAAGCUGUUAUAGCUUUUGUGUGUCUACGGUGGAAAAUAUAGCGGUAUGAUUUAUUAGCGGAGUACUUUGAAAA
Messenger RNA from Nicotiana tabacum (common tobacco), 1455 nucleotides. The record is from RefSeq and is a predicted model, not a curated record. Lineage: Eukaryota; Viridiplantae; Streptophyta; Magnoliopsida; Solanales; Solanaceae.